Messenger RNA from Neofelis nebulosa (Clouded leopard), 2246 nucleotides. Its product is annotated as C-X-C chemokine receptor type 2-like. The transcript is spliced from 2 exons. The coding region runs from base 135 to 1208 and encodes 357 amino acids. NCBI's taxonomy places the organism in Eukaryota, Metazoa, Chordata, Mammalia, Carnivora, Felidae. Gene Ontology annotation, cellular component: membrane. The record is from RefSeq and is a predicted model, not a curated record. Gene Ontology annotation, molecular function: C-X-C chemokine receptor activity. Gene Ontology annotation, biological process: neutrophil chemotaxis; immune response; G protein-coupled receptor signaling pathway.
AGGAGGUGUGCUAGGAAGAGGCUUGUCUAUUUCCCUUUAUUCAUCAAGUUUCUUCUAACUGUUAAGUCACUCUGAUCUCUGAGUCCCAGGCUCUUACAGUUGGACACACCUUGCCAGUGCCUCAGAAAGAUUCCAUGAUUGUCUUAAUGGAAAAUAUUGGGAAUGAGACUGAUUGGUGGGAGUUGAUGGACGAGUUUGCAAAUUUCACUGGCACACCACCCACAGAAGAAUAUAGUCCCUGUAGGAUAGAGAUUGAAACACUCAACAAAUAUGCUGUACUGGUCAUCUAUGCUCUGGUCUUCAUGCUGAGCCUGCUGGGAAACUCCCUGGUGAUACUGGUUGUCUUAUACAGUCAGGUCAGCCGAUCUGUCACUGAUGUCUAUCUGCUGAACCUGGCCAUAGCUGACUUGCUCUUCGCCCUAACCUUACCUAUCUGGGCUGCCUCCAAGGCAAAGGGCUGGAUCUUUGGCACAGCCCUGUGCAAGGUGGUCUCUUUUCUGAAGGAAGUCAAUUUCUACAGUGGUAUUUUACUACUGGCCUGCAUCAGCGUGGACCGCUACCUGGCCAUUGUCCAUGCCACACGCACGCUGACUCGGAAGCGGCACUGGGUCAAGUUCAUAUGCUUAGGCAUCUGGGCCCUGUCCUUGCUCUUGGCCCUGCCCAUCUUCAUAUUCCGUGAGGCCAUCGAGCCCCCCUAUUCCAGCCCAGUCUGCUAUGAGGACAUGGGUGCCAAUACUGCAAAAUGGCGGAUGGUGUUGCGGGUCCUGCCCCAGAUUUUUGGCUUCCUCCUGCCCUUGAUGGUCAUGCUGUUUUGCUAUGGACUCACCCUGCGCACGCUGUUUGAGGCCCACAUGGGGCAGAAACACCGGGCCAUGAGGGUCAUCUUUGCUGUCGUGCUCAUCUUCCUGCUCUGCUGGCUGCCCUACAACCUGGUCCUGGUCGCAGACACCCUCAUGAGGCUCCGGGCGAUCAAAGAGACCUGUGAGCGCCGCAAUGACAUUGGCCGCGCCCUGGAUGCCACCGAGAUUCUGGGCUUCUUCCACAGCUGCCUCAAUCCCAUCAUCUACGCCUUCAUUGGCCAGAAGUUUCGCCAUGGACUCAUCAAGAUCAUGGCCAUCCAUGGCCUCAUCAGCAAGGAGCACUUGUCCAAGGACAGCAGGCCUUCCUUUGUUGGCUCUUCUUCAGGGAACACUUCUACUACCUUCUAGGCCCCUGCCCCUGUUGCAGCCCCUCGGGGCUCCUCCCUUGCCAUCAACACCCCAUUCUAAGCCUCACGCCCACUGGCUGUCCACAGUCUCUAUGUCAAGGCAGCCCCCGUUGUGGUUACAGGAAGUUACUGGGGUCACGUCCUCAUCAGGCCCUCCUUGUAUGGUUGAGAAAGCCUGCCCUGCUGCCCCUCCCCUUACUGUAGUUGCUAUGUCAGCUGCUAGAGCUCAGUCCAUCCUACCACUGAGCCCAUAGCACCCUGUCCCCUGAGACACUUAAAGACAUUUAACAGACAUUCUUUUAAGUGACUACAGAAAGUUCCCACCAUUGGGAGCCAUUAGUGGCAAACAGCAUUGGUUGCUGCCCCAACUCUCUCUUUCUUGCCUGUCAGCAAAGUCCACUUCCCUUGAGAGAGGCCAAAAUGGACAGGUACUCCUUUCUAAGACUCCUUUUUGCUAGGAGUGGCCUUAUCAUUCACUUCUGACUAAUAAGAUUUAAGGGCAUUAGUGUGCUGGUCAACCACUGUCCUGGGGAAAAAAAAAGUCCUGAUUUGUAGCAUUUGCCAAGUUGCCUGGUGUAAAUGCUCCACCGUGGCGAUGUCACGGGUGGUGGUGUUUAGUAACCAGCUCACAAAAAUCUAGGAAAUGUAAUGAUCUGCUUUCACAAGCAGGUACAAACUGGCUUCAGUGCACCAUUGCUUAAGAGGAAGUCUGCUGGGACCGGAGGACUCCUGGGAAGUACUCCUGAUUGAACAAAGAAAGAGAGGGGCACCUGGGCCACCUCAGUUAAGCAUUUGACUUUUGAUUUGGUCUCAAGUAAUGAUCCCAGGGUAUGCCGGGCUCAUGUCAUGGAUUAUUCGGUUAAGAAAUGAUCCCAAGGUCAUGGGAUCAAGCCUCAUCUUGGGCUCUGCACUGAGUGUGGAGCUUGCUUAAGAUUCUCUCUUUCUCUGUCUCUGCCCUUCUCCCCCACUCACACACACUCUCCUUCUAAAAUAAAAUGAAAACAAUUUAAAAGAAAGAAUAAAGAGACACACACACACA